AUGGGUGCCAAAGGUAGCCGUCAACAGCAGGAGGAGCGGCAGCAGGUUACUGAGACGCCGGAGACCUCUCCAAGGGCUGCAUUUGCAUCAAGGAAUUCACGAUCAUUUUCCGGUGGGCGUUUGACUCGGUCCUUCUCAUCAUUGGAUAUCUUGGGAAGGGGAAAGAAUCAGGAAGAGCUCGAGAAUUUCUUGGGCCAAGUCCCACUCUUCAGAUGCUUGCCAAGAUCUAAGCUAACGCUUUUGGCAGAAGCUGGACAAAAAAAGAAAUACGUCACUGGGGCUGUCGUCAUUGUAGAGGGAGAAGAGGGUGAUUGCUUCUACAUCAUCCAGCAUGGCGAAGCAGAGGUGGUUAAAGCAGGGUCCGAAGAGCAAGAGGACGAUGAGGAGCUCCUCGUAGUACUUUCAAAAGGAGACUUUUUCGGAGAACGCGCUCUCUUGACGAAGGACGUGCGAGCUGCAACAGUUCGUGCAGGGUCGCCGCUCUCUCUUAUCGAGAUUUCACGUGAAGUCUUUGAAAGCAUGGGGUUGAGAGAGGAUCUGGAUUUCCGUGGCCGCAAUGCUAUCCGGGUGGAAGGGCACCAAACCGUAAAGACGAAGCCUGCAACCCCAAAAUCCCAGGCUGAUCGAAAAUUCAUUCUGGACGCUCUUGCAGGGAACGAAAACAUUUCUCAAUUCUUGAACGUUUAUUCCAUGCCUCAGUUAUCGAGCCCUGCCUGGAGAGAAGACAUAACUGUGGGUGAAGAGGUCAUUCGCCAAGGCGACUCGACUGCUGACUUCUGCUACAUCAUCCAGAGUGGCGAGUUUGCUGUCAUCAUUGACGGGAAAGUUGUCGGGCAUCUGAGCAAGGGGAACUGCUUUGGCGAGCUGUCGCUACUGUAUUCAGCUCCGCGAACUGCCACGAUAAAGGCAACAAAGAACUCCUCCAUAUGGGUCUUGCCUAGGGGCUGGCUGAAGACCGCAGCACAAGAAUCUGCGGCUCACGCUGCGAAGAAGCGCUUGGUCUUCCUGAACCACGCACCCGUGCUCGACAUGCUUCUGCAAGACGAGAAACGUCUCCUGGCACCGAUGCUCUCCGAGUGCCACAUGAAGCAGAAGGAAGAGAUCGUGGGCUUCGGUGAGGAGGAGGCUUCCUUGUAUAUUAUGACAGAUGGCUCUGCCCGGAUCUUGGAAGAUGACCUAAAUGUCAUAGUGACGGCUGGGUUCUCGCCCAGCGAACUCCAGGUUCACACCUUUUGCGAGAAGGCCUUGUGCGGCCCAGGGCAUGCCAGUCCGCGGAGUGUGAAGAUCACUUCUCCCACGGCCACUUGUUACAAACUGGAUGGUGUUGCAUUUGCAGCCACUUUUGGGUCAUACUUGGACAUCGUCAAUCAGAGCAAGAGGGGAUUCGACUUCAUUGGCCUAGAAAGCCAAACGCGGGGGCACUCCGUGGACACUUCCACAUUGCUUUCGCUUCGCAAGAAGGAUCUGAGAAAGAUCGCAGCCCUUCGCAAUGGACAAUUCGGCGGCCUGGAGCUCUGGCAACAAACACGCACAGGCGAGCCCUACAUGGUGAAGUCGGUGUCCAAGGGAUACGUUGUCGAACAGGCUUUGCAAGAAAGAGUCUUGCAGGAGCGAGAUACGAUGCUUCUUUUCGACCAUCCCUUCAUCAUCAAGCUGUUGCAAACCUUCUCUGGUGAACAGAACGUGUACUUUCUUAUGGAGACAGCCUUGGGGGGUGAUCUGCACAGUGUUUACCUGACGAACGCGCUGCACGGAUCCAACCGCCAUGCGCAGUUUUAUGCUGCUGGUAUCUUGUUGGCCUUAGAACAUAUCCACAGCCGGAAGGUUGCCUACCGAGACUUAAAACCGGAGAAUGUUUUCCUGUCUGCAAACGGCUUCGUCAAGCUGGUGAAUUUCGGCUUGGCAAAAGUGGUGAACGGCAGGACAUACACAAUCGUCGGCACGCCAGAAUAUCUGGCACCAGAAAUCAUCGGCGCCUUCGGGCACAAUCAUGCGGUGGACUGGUGGGCGUUCGGCAUCUUUAUUUUCGAGUGCUUGUCUGGCAAGACUCCUUUCGAGGAUACCAAUCCGAUGCAAACGUUCGGAAAGGCGAUGGCCGGCAUCGAAAAGAUACCAAGCUUUCCCUCAAAGGUGAACCCGGCAGCCGAGCGAUUCAUCCGGGCUCUUCUGAAGAGAGAGCCUGGUCGACGGCUGCCCAUGAAAGGUGUGGCAAACGUUAAGCAGGCGGACUGGUUCGUCGGCUUUGACUGGAGAGCCAUAGCCUAUCAGCCAAUGCCCUCCCUCCACAAGGACUUUGCCCACAACGGUGCCUACGUGAUCGGCGAGAUUGUGUCACCGGCAGGAAGAGAAGCUGGCAAUCCUUGCCCUACGCUUGGCACGAUGGCCCUCAACAAGCAGGCCAUGGACACGGAGUCUCCGGCCCGUAAGAGGGGGGUUCCCUCCGAGGAAGGCCUCAGCCUCGAAUCCAUCAGAGAAGUCCUUCGCACGGAGAUCCAAGGUGCGGUAGGAGGAGUCACAGACAGAGUUGCAGCCCUCGAACGCAGCCUCCAAAGCCACAACGAGAGGACAUUCCAAGCGGUGGAGACCCUUUCCACCGGUCAGGCUGAACAAGGACUUCGGCUACAGCAGCUCAUGAGCGACUCACAAGCAAUGGCGACGCGCAUCAACAACUUGGAAGGCACAGUGAAGGCGAUCCAAUCAUCGGGGAGCACCCCGUCAACUAUGGAUUCAGGGCGAGUCCCCGCCCUGGUGAUGGGGGGAUGGCCCCCCGACACCCUGGCUGCAGAUGUCCUGGCCAAGGCGAAUGAGAUGGCACGUGACUUACAGCUGCAGAUCAACAUGGCAGACGCCUUUGUCCCAGGAGACACCAAGAUCUCCUCUGGGACGUCCGCCGGACCCCCGGGCUCCAGUGGGGCCGGAUGUGGCUGGAUUGACCUGCCACGCAUCGCAGAGCUCAUUGGGGUGGACCCCCAACAACUGGCCAGGAUUGACUACGUUGCGAGCAGAAACUUAGCAAUCUAUGAGGCGACAGUUGGCGCCUAUCGCGAUCGAGCACGAUCCGAUCAUGAACCGAUUCUGGCAGCCGCACUUGUGCCGACGCCGCCAGGCCCCAAAGGUAAGGUCAUUUGGUGUGCCAGGCAGCUUAAAGCCGACUGCCAUGAGGUGCUCGCUUCAUCAGAACCCAUGCAUGCUGAUGACCACCAUGCAAUUGCAGCCGUCGCACAGCUGAUUAGUGAGCCAGUCCACCGGUCCAUGAAGUUCCAAGAGUCCAAGGCCCUCAAGCAACUUCGCAAAACGGCAAAGGGGGCGCCCCCUGGCCCAAUCGCGCGCAGUGCAUGGAAACAAGUGAGCAAGGCGCUCCAACGGGAACGGAAAGAAUGGCAACGCAAGCUCGCAGACCAAGCAGGUUCCAUGAAUUGGAACUCGUAUCGAGCCAUUAAGACCAAAUCGUCUCGCACCAAUUGGGCAGAACACCUGCUCGACAACGAGACCUGGGAGGAUGACCUCCGCAAGCAUAUGACCUCGAUUUUCGCCAAACGUUCGGCAGACACCACCAAACAAGCCAUGCAACAGAUGCGGGACGAAUGCGCCCGUAUGUGCAAACACCAGCCGUGGCCCCCCUUUCGCGAAUCAGAGAUGCGAAUCACUAUGUCCAAGUGGAAACGGCAUAAGGCCACUGGCACAGAUGGCGUAGCCUUAGAAGCGUUGCAGCUCCUUUUCGAAGACUCCCGAUGGAGACCACGCAUUGCGGAGCUUCUCAACGACAGUCUCUACAGGGGGGAUUUGCCCCCCUGGGUCACCGAAGGCGCGUCAGUUCUACUGCCCAAAACGGCGGUCCCGCAAGGUUGGUCGGAUACCAGGCCAAUCACCCUCUCUAGCGCGGUCCUCAAGUGGAUAGCGCAGCUGCUGUUGUUGCGGGGUACACCCGCCCUCCUUGAGUGUUGCCAGCACCAAUGGGCAAGUAGGCAUAAACAAGGCGUGGAGCUUAUUCUUGCAAUGCGCAAACUAGCGCGCGUGUCUCACGAAUGGCGCACGCCAUUCUAUGUGGUUAAAAUAGAUAUUGCUAAGGCCUUCGACUCGAUUGCACAAGAAAAACUUGGCGACCUUGUGAUGCGCAAGAUAGCCCAUCGGGGCGAAAUGCCUUGGGAAGCACGCCUGUGGCUCCGACUACUAGAAGCGCGUGAGCUGAACUUCUACGUUCAGAAACAUAAGGUCUCAGUUGAACAAACCAACGGGGUGCGACAGGGCAGCCCCGACAGCCCAGUCUUGUUUGCCGCGGCCAUAGGGGAGACCCUAGAUGCAGUGUUAAGCCAGGUCCACGGGGGGAAACCCCCUCAUGUAGGCAGACAUGGUGCUCUAGAGCCACCGCCACACUCUGGAGCAGCCUUCAUGGAUGACACAUAUGUUUGGGGGGAAUCCCCAGAAUACGUUCAAGAGGUCCUGACCGCACUAGAAAAGGCAUUUCUUGAGCUAGGCCUGCGCAUCAAUGCCAAGAAGACGCACGUCGUCUCCACCAUCCCCGACGACCCCUUCCGCUUCUCGAUAGGAGGAGUUCAGGUCGCCCCCGAUGGACCACAUAGCAUCCUCACCAUUCUGGGCGCGCCAGUCACGCUGUCCGGUGCCAUUGCACCGCUAGUGGCCGAGAUGCAGAGCAGGGCCCGCUGUGCGUUCCAUGCUAACCGUAAGCUGCUUUGCUCGCGGGCGCCCGUGGCCGACCGCCUCAAAAUGCACCAGACUCUCGUGCGUAGCGCUGCGCUCUGGGGGUGCCCGGCCUGGCCCCCGCAAGCCGCUCUGCUCCAAGCAGCCAACACCACACAACUCUUGCAGGUGGUCCACCCAUUCGCUACAGAUGCAGUGGCAGCUUUGGGGGCACAUCGGCCGAGCGACUUUUGCCCCAACCUUUCAUAUCCUCCGUUGGAGAGACCUUACUUGGUGGAAGGCAGCCAGUGGUGGAUUGCAGCAAACGACCGGCCUCAAUGGCAGCACAUGUGCAAACUCUUCAUUGCGGGCCCCAGCCCAAGCCCAAAGGUCGUGAUCGUUGAUUCCAGCGAAGACAGAUCCUGGAAGCACCCUCCAUGCCAGAACCAGCCCGACCGCAAGACAAGCCACAACAAAGAAGUCGGCAGGGAGCUCCCCAGAACCCUGGCUCGUCAGCUACGUCAUCGGCGACCUUCCCGGGACUACAACAACAGCGAGCCCAAGGCAGGCCACAAUCCCAACCACAUGGACAACCUCGAGCACAUGGAGUCCAGUACGUGCAGCAGCCUCCGACCUACGGGCAAACAGCAGGACAGAUGCCAAGGGGUGGUGCCCCUCUGCAACAGCUACAAGCUCCUGGACAAACCGCGGCCCAAGCAGGACAACAUCAAUAUCCCACCUACAGAAUCGGCUAUGCCCCGACAUACGACCCGGCAGCGGACCCAUGGCACGAAGACGGCACCUUCGACGGCGUCUCGCCCGAAAUGGGAGCCCUCCUGGCCAGCAGACAUCAACUACCACAGCAUUCAGCCCAGGAUGACCUGGACCAACCGCAUCCCGGCCUUCCAGCCCAUCAUCCUCAACAACAACCUCCACAAUGGCAACAUGGAGCCUACAGCGCUCAGGGCACGACCGCCGGGCUUCAAUUUCCAGGUCCUCUACUACCUCCUGAGCAGUGGAGCCACAAUGCCCUGGGACUCGGAGGUCGCAGACAGGGGAGGCAAGGCCUCCACAUGCGACAACGAGCCCGACGAGCCCAGCUGUGCAACCGCGUUACCAGGCGAAGGAGAAGACGCUGCUCCUGAAGAUGCCUUGCUGUAUGCAUCCGGACCCUCCCAAGACGCAGAACCUCAGCAAGCUGGCCAUGAGUUCCACAACAACGCUGCCACGGCCCCGGGGAACGCCCUGGCGGAGGAUGAAGAGGACCUGGUGGAGGUUCAAGACGACCCAGACUGGGACAGCGACUCGGCCGACAGUGAGGAGGAUGAUGAUGCACCAGAACAAGCAACCACCCAGAGUGGGGAGCAACCCCCCAGGAGGAAGUCGGGCCACGGCUCUCAGCGCGUGACCAACAAAGCCAGAAAAUCAGACGUCAAGAAAAGAUGGCGAGAACUAGACUGGGGCAAAAAGCCGAAAUGGUUGAGCUGGCGAAAGGCCCUAGACUAUAUCCUCAGGGGAGAACAACCCCCGGCGAAAGAGCCGCUCCCGCCGACGCCAUCACCCCAACGCGAACAACUCAAUGCACGACUAUCAGCUCACCUCUACCACUACGACGCCCAGGGGAAGAUAGCACAGGAGCAGGUGCAGGCAGAGCUACUCAACAGAGUUCCACCUCAGCGCCUCCACGAGAUGCUCCUCUGGAUCCACGCCGACCCGAACAUCACCAAGGUAUGGAGGAAACUCACCGACAGCACUACGGUCCAACUUAGAGGCGAUGGAGUCCACAACUAUCCCAUCCGGGUGGUGGACAACAGGCCAGAACACCGUCGCAACAACGAACCGCUGCCGCGGGGCCUUGACCGCAUCAACGACCAGGACAACCACCUCCACAACGUCGAGGGUGACCAACUCGUGGUGCAGCCAAGACACCUGACGCAAGCAAGUUCGAGCUCGUCGUCGUCCAGCCGGCCAGUCCCUCCAGAUCCGCAACCUGGCGAUACCAUGCAAACAGCGGGGCCACCCCUCUAUGGUACAAGUGAUCUUGACCAACAAGCAGCGGAGGCUAUUCAAUCGGGGCGUGCCCCCCCGUGGACGGUGGAAGGCCAAGGCCCAAGCAUGCGAAGCAGCGUGCGAGUGGAUGCCAACAGCCACGACCUAUCCUGGGUGCAGGGGGUGACCCCUCGUACACUACCACCACCGAUGCCUUUGCACCCCAACACAGUCCUCAGCAUGCGAAGCACAGCCACUGGGGCGUGGCGAGGAGCAACCUGGUCUCCUCCGUCUGGUUCGGUGAUACAACACCCACCGAGGCAGCAAGUGGAGCCUACCAUAGUCGUGUACAAGACCCUCCCGAGCCACUCCGACGGGGAGGUCCUCCCCGACUCGAUGCACAUGACUAUCCACCCCGCCGGCGAGUGGAUCGCAACAACUCGCUUUGAGCUAGGGUUCGCUCGCACACCGAGAUUCUGGCUAGUGGUCAUCGAUCAUGCUCCGCCCCCGGUACCACACCGCAUUCCACUCCGCUCUGGGCAGAGUUUCUGGCUCGAAUGGCGUGGAGUGGAAAGAACUUGGCAGCGCAGACCCAGAUUCGACAACGACGUCCAGGCCCUUGGAGGUUUUUCCACAAUCCCGGAGGACAAGGCACCAAGGCCGCCGACGCCCCCACAAAGACGAGAUCCUCCAGAUGUACCUCGAAGCCGACCCAGUCAUGCAUCGGGGUUCAACCCGCAGCGCUUCGUGGACACCCGGCCACUGCGGGGGAGGCUUAUUCCACAACCACAUGACAAUGCGCAGCCGACUACAGAAGCUACCAGCUCUUCGAGACCUAUGGCAAGUACAGAGAGCCCAAGCAACCAAGGAAGCAGGCCGCAAGCGAGGCAGAGAGAGCGCAAACCCACGGCCAAAGCAAGACCGCCACAACCGCCGCCUUCCUCGGGGUCGGACACCGAAACCAGCUGGCCUAGUGAGGACCCGGCCCCUCCGGAGGGUGACGCUACCGGGCUGACACAAAUGAGCUCCACGGCGCCUACUGCAUCCACCCAACUGGACGACAUCGUCGUGUUCAUGCAGAGACAGCGACCGCAGUUCACGGCGGAAGCCAGCGACCCAGCCCGGGGAUCCAGUUUGGACGAACCGCGCCCACCGCAAGCACUACAAGCCGAGCCACCACAACCACCAGCGGAGCCGGAGAACCAGUGGUUUUCCGUGGCAGCUAACUUCGACGGCGAGUACACGGUCAGUGGCCUCCUCCGCCUCUUGCACAGGGUCCUGCAUGAAAUCCUGCAGCAGUCCUUUACGCACUCCAACGAAUACUUGACCAACCUGGCCUAUCAUGCCUGCUACUACCUCUCGAAGAUGCAGAGCACCAAUGACAGACAGAUGCAAGAACCACCAUCGGGGGAUCACCCCGUUCAUGCCGAUGCACCCGGCCCCACGGCGAUGGUCUUCUGCAUCACUAAUACCUUCGUCGAAGCGGAAGCCACACUAGAUGGCUUGGUGCAAAAUCAUCGUGAACUCCCUCGGCGACACUUGCAAAAAGAACUCCGGCGAGCAGAAGACCUACUACGUGAUGGCAGGGCAAUCUUUAAGAGUUGGGCACGGGACCCCAAUGCCCCAGGAGCACUGCCCGGCACCGCUGCCUCUCAAAACGCGCUGGACGGGGUUAGCUUCUCGCACCUUUCCAUCGAAGAGGGGGGCAUCGCAAGCCUGGAUGAAAACCUCAGACUGGCACUGGCAGCCACACAACGUUGCAGCCACUACCUGGACCAGCUCCUCGAGUGGAUUGAGAAGCACUUCAGGGAGAGCGCGGAAAAGGGGAGCCCGUCCCCUAAAAGGAGGCGAACUGAACAAGCCUCGAGCAGCGAUUGCGUACCACGCUUUCAGCCAGCCGUGAAGGACGAAUGGAAACCUCCGAGCACCAAUCAAAGCACAGACUUGAAGCUGGGGGGGAACCCCCAACAUCCAGCAGUACCUGCACCAGCCCGUGAUGGCCGGCAACACGAUCCUGGACUACCCCAAGGAGCCAAACGGAGCCCUGAACCAGGGGCAGCACCCUACAAUAUUUUGCGAGCUCAGCAGAUCUUGGAGGGAGUCAUGCCCUUCACCGAGCAGCAGGUGGCAUCAACACUUCAAGAAGUCCACUCGCUACUGUCACAAUGGACGGAAGCCUUGUGGGGAGAACCCAUUGUUCUCACGGAUGGUCUGGGCAGCGCAGGGCCGGACCAAACUGGAACGGUGGGUGCACUGCCGACUGCAGAACUGGCCCCAACUCUGCCGGCCGAGCCCAGCGACGAGGAGACAGUUUCGGUCAGCUCGCAUCGACGCAGACGAGCGCAUGCAGCCUUCGACGGGGAUUAA
Messenger RNA from Symbiodinium necroappetens, 8994 nucleotides. Lineage: Eukaryota; Dinophyceae; Suessiales; Symbiodiniaceae. The record is from the annotation of a GenBank genome assembly.